AUGGCUGAUCUUGGUCCAACAGUUACAAUCGCCGAAACCAGCGUUUGUCUUCUCAUGAACUUCAUAUCGCUAAACGGGAAUCUUUUAGUGUGUUUAGCUGUUUAUAAAAACCCUCGCUUGCGAACCACGACUAACAUCUACAUUAUCGGAUUGGCACUAACCGACUUGCUUUCAGCCAUGUUCGUGAUGCCGUUUACUGCUGGCGUCCUCGUAACAAGAAAAUGGCCGUUUGGAAAUUUCUACUGCAACAUACAAGCGUUUCUAGUCAAUUUUGGACUAUUUACUUCCACUUCAAUCAUGGCACUCACAGCCUUCAACAGAUACAUGAGAAUUGUCCAUACAAACAGAUACAAUACUUUAUUUUCGAGAUUUAAAUCUCGCAUAUUACUGGGGACGUUUUGUAUCAUUAUAGCCUCGUAUAUCGCCAUACCAGGCUUGACUGGAUUGCAAAAUUUUGAAUUUGUUCCCGAGUAUGCCACCUGCCAUGUGACUCACGCGAGUGAGGAAGGCAUGAUAGUUCAUUAUUGCAUCGUUGUAUUCUUCUUUCUUGUUUUUCCAUUCAGUUUGGCGACAUUCUGUUACGUCAAGGUGUUUAGGACCAUUAAGAACCACAAUCUCGAAGUAGCCCCAAAUUUACAGUCGAGAAUUCGCGACGCUCACAUCACCGCCCAAGAGAUCAAAAUUUCAAAAUCUCUGUUCGUGGUUGUGAUAGGAUUCGGUAUGUGUUGGAUACCCGCAUGGAUUCUCGCUUUGCUAAUGCGCUUUAGUGCUUUUCCAUCUUUGCCCAGAGAAUUUUUUCUAAUUCACACUGCACUAGUCUUCCUAAGCAGCUCUACUAAUGUAUUCAUUUAUGCUGGAAUGAACAACUCGUUCAAAGCAGAAUUUCGACGUUUGCUGUCUUGUGAAAUUCGCGCCAAGUUAUCUGCCAAGGUUUCUCCGAAUUUUACUGGCCGUAGACCGAUCGACCAAGGACUACGGCGAAAAUUCAGUAGAUAAACCUGUAUUUGGAAUUUAGUCAGAUGGGUGGGGAUCAUUCAUUUCU
This is a messenger RNA of Stylophora pistillata, 1042 nucleotides long. RefSeq names its product melatonin receptor type 1A-like. Gene Ontology annotation, molecular function: G protein-coupled receptor activity. Gene Ontology annotation, biological process: G protein-coupled receptor signaling pathway. The record is from RefSeq and is a predicted model, not a curated record. Lineage: Eukaryota; Metazoa; Cnidaria; Anthozoa; Scleractinia; Pocilloporidae. Gene Ontology annotation, cellular component: membrane.